Molecule: messenger RNA, 2112 nt
Organism: Prunus avium (sweet cherry)
Lineage: Eukaryota; Viridiplantae; Streptophyta; Magnoliopsida; Rosales; Rosaceae
Biological process (GO): protein import into nucleus
Source: RefSeq, a predicted model, not a curated record
CUUAAGAAGAAGAAAAAUAUUAAACCUUGCAUAGGGUAGUUUUGAGUGCAGAGCUCCUCCUUAUAGCCUUCCAUUUUCGCUCUGGUUCUUAGCUUCCUUGUGGCUCAAGUCUCAUAAUCCAAACCCAUGUUUACAUCAGCAAAAAUGAACCGUCAAUGCCCAACUUGUAGCCGAUUCUGCUUUUCUGAUUGAUUUCUCAGCCAAACCCACAUUUGAUAUGACGAUUUUUGAAAACCCAAAAAAGUGAAGAACGAUGGACUCCGAAUUUUCGGUGCAAUUGCAAACACAAGCCUACGGCGUUCUAAGUUCCAAAGAUGCGCAUCCCAUGGAGACCCUCUUCUCUCAUCUCUUCAGCCCCCAGGAACCCCAACGAUCUCAAGCCUAUAGUCUUCUCCAUUGUUGCAGAAAGCACUUCCCAGAUUUGUUAUUCAUAAAGCUCUUCUAUGUGAUCAGGCAAGGCCCUUCUGCUGACAUUCGUGCCAGGUCAGCCCUGGUUCUUCGUUUUGUGCUUUGUGACCUUUGGCCUAAGUUGUCUUUGAAUGCUCAAAUUAACAUGAAGAACAACUUUCUUGUUUCUCUUCAAGAAGAGGGUUCAUUGCCCACUUUGAGGAUACUCUGUGCCAUUGCAUCUGAAAUGGCAUCAGAGAUUUCUGGGGUUGGCAAUGAAUGGCCAGAAUUCAUUGAGUAUUUGUUGAAGUCUUUUCAGUCGGAUUCUGAAAGGUUUCAACUUUCUGCUUUGUGGGUGCUUGCUUUUCUGCCAAAAGUGUACCGCCCCGUUGCUUGUAAAGCUUUAGCUCCCAGCAUUGAACCUAUACACUUGGCUUUUUUAAGUGCGUUGAAUUCGGAAAAUGCUGAUAUUCAGGUCGCCACAUUUAGUGCUGUGGUUAGUUUGAUUCAUUUGUUUUCGAAUUCAUCAGGGCGGAAUUGGUUUCAUGACCUUUUGAGAGGGAUGAUGGUUGGACUGUUUAAUUUGUUAAGUCGCUUGAAAGAAGACUAUGCCCGAGGGGCUCUCAAAGAGUUAAUAAUGUUGGUAAUGGAAGAGCCACAACUCUUGAAGCCAUACCUUAAUGAACUAGUACUUGACAUGCUUAAGAUAGCAGAGAGUGAACAAGUGACAGAGGGAACCAAAGUGUUUGUUCACAAAUUCUUGCUAACCAUAGCAGAAGCAAGCGAUUUGGCACUUACGAUGAGGGGGUUACCGCAUCAGACUUUGGUUAGGCUGCUCACAGUCCCAAUGAAACUGCUUCUCUGUAUAAAUGAUGACAAUGAAUGUUACAACAAGGAAAGUGACCAGGGUGCGAAUGUCGGGAAGACAGAUCUUGGAAUUGCAUACCUGACAAAAAUUUCAACUGCCUUAGGUGAAAAGACAAUGACCCCCAUUGCUUUUGAGUUGUUCUUGGAGUACAUGGAUGCUUGCGAUUGGAAGAAGCGUCACGCAGGAAUUUCUAUGCUUGCAGUGAUUGCAAAGGAGUGCUCCGGUGAAAUGGUACUGAUGAAAAAUUGUUUGGAACAAGUUACGAGCAUUAUUUUGAAAUCAUUCCAAGAUCCCCAUUCUCGAGUUUGUUGUGCAGCUUUUAAUUUUAUGCAACUGCCUAUAACCCUAAUAGAGGCAAUGCAAAUCCUCCAUCAUUUGAGGAUUGUGCCUGCACUAGUUACUGCACUUGACCAACAUUCAAUUCCAAGAGUAAAGGAACAAGCUGCCUCAGCAAUACUACACUUGAUAAAGAAACUACCUUCAGAUGGCUUAAGAAUGCACACAGACUUGGAUACUAUAUUGAGCAAACUGCAGAAAGAACCACAGGGGCACGCAGCGGUAAAUACAACGUAGUGUUCAUAAGGCUCGAAAUCAACACUUUUUUUUCUCUCUGUUCUGAAAGAAGAGGGGGCACUAAGUCAUUUUCUUCCAUUUCGUUCUAGGAAAAUGAGUUUUUUUUUAAGGACACUGAAGAGUAUUUUGAAGAGAUUCUCUACCGUGGCAUGUCCUCUGCAAUCUGCAUGCUAUAAGCUGGGAUAUUGGCAUCUGCAGGACUUUUCCACUUCUUCUGAUAGCCCAGAUUAAAAUGUGCUUAUAGCAUCCCUAGAGAUUUUUUUUAUUAAAAAAAAGUGAUUAAG